Messenger RNA from Suhomyces tanzawaensis NRRL Y-17324, 1224 nucleotides. RefSeq lists its product as uncharacterized. Gene Ontology annotation, cellular component: extracellular region. Bases 1 to 1224 code for a protein of 407 amino acids. NCBI's taxonomy places the organism in Eukaryota, Fungi, Ascomycota, Pichiomycetes, Serinales, Debaryomycetaceae. Gene Ontology annotation, biological process: RNA catabolic process. The transcript has a single exon. The record is from RefSeq and is a predicted model, not a curated record. Gene Ontology annotation, molecular function: RNA binding; ribonuclease T2 activity.
AUGCUUGCAGACAGUACCUUGGCUUUUCCCCAACAACUCCUCAAGCUCGGCAAUACUUUUGUCAGUAAGGACUCUGCCCCAUCAUGUCCGGUGGAUAGCCCCAUAUCGUGCUCUAUCAGUAAUGCUGAUGCUCAGAACUCAUGCUGCUACGAGUCUCCAGGAGGAAUUCUUCUCCAGACUCAAUUCUGGGACUACAGCCCAGCUGUGGGUGCCGAUGAUGCCUUCACCUUGCACGGGCUUUGGCCCGAUAACUGUGACGGUACCUACGCUCAGUUUUGCGACAGCUCGCUCAAUCUUAAGGGAGACGUCAAGUCCAUCAUAGUGGAUCAGUACAAGGACCAGGCAUUGUACGAUCUGAUGGUGGCCAAUUGGAAGAACUACAAUGGCAAUGACGAGUCGCUCUGGGAACACGAAUACAACAAGCACGGGACUUGCAUCAGAACCUUGAACCCUAAGUGUCUAGGAGAUGCUGCCUCCAACCAGAACAUCUACCAGUUCUACAAAAUCACCGAGGCAUUGUACUCCAAGUUGCCCACCUACAAGUUCUUGACUGAUGCAGGCAUCCACCCGGAUCCAAGUGCUACCUACACCAAGAAACAGAUCGCCGAUGCCCUUUCGGCAGGUUUCGGUGGCAAGAACGUUUACUUCAAGUGUGACAACAAAAAUGCCCUUCAAGAAGUGUGGUACUUCCACCACUUGAGAGGAUCAAUUCUCGGUGAAGACUUCAUCCAGAUCGACAGUCUCCAAGGUUCCAGAUGUCCAGAUUCCGGUAUCAAGUGGAUUCCAAAGUCCAAGUCCAAUCCUGGUGACGGUGGUAAUCCUUCGAACCCUUCAAAUCCAAACCCUCCUCUGGAUGCCGUGGCUUCAGGCUAUCUUAAGCUCACCAACAACCCUGGAUGUCUCAUCAGUGCUGGUAACUGGUAUUCCACCGGAACUUGUGCCACCUAUAGGGUUCAAGAGUCUCAGUUUGGUGGUUACAACUUGAAGACUUCCAAGGGCUUCUGUGGCUUCGACCAAAACAAUGAUUUCGCCUGUGGGAGCCAGUACCAGGCCAGUAAGUACCAAUUCCAGUACGAUUCGUCCAGUGGACAAAUCUCGUACGGUGGGAAGUCCGACUGGUGUUACGACAAGCGUAACUCCCAUGGCGGUGGUAACCAGCUUCAAAUUCCUGUCAAGUUAGAUGAUGGCAAUUGUGGGACCACCUUUAAGCUCUACAUCAAGUGA